AUGAAGUUGGCGGCUCUGUUUCUGUUUCUGCUGCUGUUCCGUUUGUCUCCAGUCAGCCAGGGACAGACGGAGGCUUCUGCCCCCCAGGAGGACGACGUCAGGACGGGGGUGGGGGAUGUCAGGAUGGGGGUGGACGUCUCCACAGAGAUCCCGGUCCUCUGGGAUGAGCUGCUGGGUUUGAAGGAGCUGGUCCUCAGCCUGAGGUCGGUGGCGGUGCUGCAGCGUUUAGAGCUGAGGAGCAUGGAGAGCCGGCUGAGGGACGGGGAGCUGGAGGCCGUGGAGCAGAGGGAUGAGAUGGAGAGGGUGGAGGUGAAGACGGAGGCUGACGGGAAGCUGCUGAUGGAGCUGAACUCAGAUCUCAGGAGGAAGGUGGACGAGCUGGAGGAGCAGAACAAAGUUCGAGAUGUCGAGUUUUCAUCGCUUCAGUUGAGACUGAACACGAGUGAGGGCUCAGUGGACGACCUGAAGGAGAAAAGUUCAGCUCUGGUAGAGGAGAUGCCUCUCCUGCAGACGAGACUGAGGGCGAGUGAGAGCACGGUGGAGCAUCUGAGGAGGAAGGUGGAGGAGCUGGAGGAGCAGAACAAAGUUCGAGUCCUCGAGUUUUCGUUGCUUCAGUGCAGACUCAACACGAGCGACAGUUCAGUGGACGACCUGAAGGAGAAACAUUCCGAUCUGAGGAGGAAGGUGGAGGAGCAGGACGAGCAGAACAAAGUUCAAGCCGUCAAGGUUUCAUCGCUUGACUUCAGACUGAACACGAGUGAAAGUUCAGUGGACGACGUGAAGAAGAAAAGUUCAGAUCUGAAGACGAAGGUGGAAGAGAUAGAGGAGCAGAACAAAGGUAGAGGUUCUAUAUGUUGUGAAAGAAAUGCUCUGUGA
This is a messenger RNA of Eleginops maclovinus (Patagonian blennie), 876 nucleotides long. RefSeq names its product early endosome antigen 1-like. Lineage: Eukaryota; Metazoa; Chordata; Actinopteri; Perciformes; Eleginopidae. The transcript has 7 exons. The record is from RefSeq and is a predicted model, not a curated record. The coding region runs from base 1 to 876 and encodes 291 amino acids.